CGUUGCUAUGGUGACGCGGAGGAUGCGACAAGGGGGGUGGGGCGUUGCUAUGGUGACGCGGAGGAUGCGACGCGUCAUCGUUCGUUCAGUCGCCGCUUCCUCCCCCUCCCUCCCGUCGACUCAACAUUCGCUUGACGCUGACCUACAGUGAGACAUGUCCACUGGAAACGUGAAUGAUGGGCCGACGACUGAAGAUCCGGAGAUUCGAGCUCAGAAAUACCUGGAGAAGCAUGGCAUAGCACACGUGAUGCGUGCCAUGACUGAGCGUCUAGUCAACGAGAGACCAGAUGACCCUUUGGAGCAUCUAGCAAAACAGUUGGAGAAAAUGAUUGAAGAGAAAAAUCGAGGAAAGACCUAGCUGACAUCACAGCGCUAAACUUCACCACAUUUACAUCAUCACCAUUAUUACCACCACCAGCAUAAUCACAACAUCAUCAUCAUCAACAUUGCUGUCCUUGCCAUUGUCCACGCUCUAUUCACUGUGGCUUGAGGACUGCUCCAUCUCCUCGAGAGUGUAUCAUUCCUCCGCACGAGGCUCCUGGAACAGCCUUCAGACUCGGUGAUGCUUUUCUGAAUUAAUUACUGUUAUUUAUUUUUUAUUCAGUCAGUCGUUCCUUCAUGGCAAUUAAAUGACCGACAUAAUACUGCGUGUGUUUCCACGGUUGUGCUGUAUUCCUCUCCAAUGUACAGCAAGAUGUUUGCUCCACGUGCCUUCUGAAGCUCCCACCCAGCAUGCAGAUAUCGUUGUAUCCACUCUAUCAAUUUUCCAAACCUUAUUUACCCAAACAACACAUUUAAAUAAUACCGCAAAUUAGAAAGCCAGUUUGUGUCCUAAAUGUACUUGUACAAAAAUAAAUGUUUCAUGUUAUAUAUUGGUUAUUGGUGGGAUAAGGGAUUUAUAGUGACAUUCAGUAUUACCUCGUGUCAGCUUGGCUAGUUUGUUUCAAUGGCACGGAUAGUGCUCGUGUCAGCUUGGUUAGUUUGGUUCAGUGGCAGGGAUAGUGCUCGUGUCAGCUUGGUUAGUUUGGUUCAGUGGCAGGGAUAGUGCUCGUGUCAGCUUGGUUAGUUUGGUUCAGUGGCACGGAUAGAACUCGUGUCAGCUUAGUUAGUUUGGUUCAGUGGCACAGAUAGUGCUCGUGUCAGCUUAGUUAGUUUGGUUCAGUGGCACGGAUAGAACUCGUGUCAGCUUGGCUAGUUUGGUUCAGUGGCACAGAUAGUGCUCGUGUCAGCUUGGUUAGUUUGGUUCAGUGGCACGGAUAGAACUCGUGUCAGCUUGGUUAGUUUGUUUCAAUGGCACGGAUAGUGCUCGUGUCAGCUUGGCUAGUUUGUUUCAAUGGCACGGAUAGUGCUCGUGUCAGCUUAGUUAGUUUGGUUCAGUGGGAGGGAUAGAACUCGUGUCAGCUUGGUUAGUUUGGUUCAGUGGGAGUGAUAGAACUCGUGUCAGCUUGGUUAGUUUGGUUCAGUGGCACGGAUAGUGCUCGUGUCAGCUUGGUUAGUUUGGGUCAGUGGCACGGAUAGAACUCGUGUCAGCUUGGUUAAUUUGGUUCAGUGGGAGUGAUAGAACUCGUGUCAGCUUAGUUAGUUUGGUUCAGUGGGAGGGAUAGAACUCGUGUCAGCUUGGUUAGUUUGGUUCAGUGGCACGGAUAGUGCUCGUGUCAGCUUGGUUAGUUUGGUUCAGUGGCACGGAUAGAACUCGUGUCAGCUUGGUUAGUUUGGUUCAGUGGGAGGGAUAGAACUCGUGUCAGCUUGGUUAGUUUGGUUCAGUGGCACAGAUAGUGCUCAUGUCAGCUUGGUUAGUUUGGUUCAGUGGCACGGAUAGUGCUCGUGUCAGCUUAGUUAGUUUGGGUCAGUGGGAGGGAUAGAACUCGUGUCAGCUUGGUUAGUUUGGUUCAGUGGCACGGAUAGUGCUCGUGUCAGCUUAGUUAGUUUGGGUCAGUGGGAGGGAUAGUGCUCGUGUCAGCUUAGUUAGUUUGGGUCAGUGGGAGGGAUAGAACUCGUGUCAGCUUGGUUAGUUUGGUUCAGUGGCACAGAUAGUGCUCGUGUCAGCUUGGUUAGUUUGGGUCAGUGGGAGGGAUAGAACUCGUGUCAGCUUGGUUAGUUUGGUUCAGUGGCACGGAUAGUGCUCGUGUCAGCUUAGUUAGUUUGGGUCAGUGGGAGGGAUAGAACUCGUGUCAGCUUGGUUAGUUUGGUUCAGUGGCACGGAUAGAACUCGUGUCAGCUUGGUUAGUUUGGUUCAGUGGCACAGAUAGUGCUCAUGUCAGCUUGGUUAGUUUGGUUCAAUGGCAGGGAUAUAACUCGUGUCAGCUUGGCUAGUUUGGUUCAGUGGGAGGGAUAGAACUCGUGUCAGCUUGGUUGAUAAUUAUCGUCGGGUUGGUUAUCGUAAGGGUUGAUUGGCGAGUUUACAUGACCCCCUCCCCCCGAGUUGUCAGCCCCUCCCCUUUUCAACGCUGGGUCAUUUCGAGCGCUGCUGCUGCUGCUCGCUUCAAACUCGUGCGCUCCAGUGCCUCUCGUGCUGCUGCUGCUCUCCCCCGCGCUGCCCUUCCUCGUACUCCCCGUGCUGCCCUUCCCCGUGCUGCUCUCCCCCGCGCUGCCCUUCCUCGUACUCCCCGUACUGCUCUCCCCCGUACUGCUCUCCCCCGCGCUGCCCUUCCUCGUACUCCCCGUGCUGCUCUCCCCUGUGCGGCUCUCCCCCGCGCUGCCCUUCCGUGGAUUUGGGGAGACGAUGGGCAGCGGAAGCUCCGCGCUCGGCACGCGCUCCAUUUACCUGGACCUGGACGGGCGCGUGCAGCAGGUGGUGUUCGGCUGUCGCUGCUCCACUGCACAUCUCAAUGACCUGGUCUGCGACUCAGCGGGAAUCAACCGAUGCACCCCUAUCUCUCUCAUUGACUCAAAUGGAGCCACUGUUUCCUUGGAUCCCGGCAUGCCUUGCAACACCCACAGCACUCCGUACAAGAUCAUUCAAGUAGGAACACCGCAACUCUCACAGAGGGACACCAUUCUACGAGACUGUCUCUCCCAGAUGGCAGAGCAGAUUGCCAGCGCGUUCCGUAUUCAGGAGCAGAGAACGGAGUUCUCCAGCCGAAUUGCCAUGCUAGAGAAACGCCUAGAUGCUGAGGGCCUGAAGCUCGUGGAAAUUGACAAAUGCAAAAACGACAUCCGAGCCCUCAAGGACAAGAUGAUGAACUGCCCCGACAGGAAAUAUAAUAGUAACCUCACCAGGAGUCUCAGCGUCCACUCAAACGACACACGUGGUGGUGCUCAUUACUCGGCUAACAGAAACUCAGCCCGAUCAAUGUCUAACCCCACGCUGACCAUGGCUUGCUUGGAUUACAAACCUAGAACUCCGAGGAGAGAUGUGCCUGCCUACCCCAAGUACAUGCUGUCGCAGGAGACCAUUCACGCACUCAAGCAGCCAACAUUCGACGUGUGGCAAUGGGAACAUAACGAGAUGCUGAGCUGCCUAGAGCACAUGUUCCAUGACCUGGGCCUCGUUUCUGAGUUCAACAUCAACCCCAUCACCCUCAAGCGAUGGCUGCUUGCAGUGCAAGAGAACUAUCGGAACAACCCCUUCCACAACUUUCGCCACUGCUUCUGUGUCACUCAAAUGAUGUACGGCGUCAUCCACCAUUGCAACCUGCAGGAAAUCUUCACUGCGAUGGAUUUAGGGAUCCUCAUGAUUGCGGCCGCAUGUCACGACCUGGACCACCCUGGAUACAACAACGCGUACCAGGUGAACGCCCGCACAGAGCUGGCCGUGCGCUAUAACGACGUCUCGCCACUUGAAAACCACCACGCGGCCGUGGCCUUCCACAUCCUGUCCACGCCCGAGACCAACAUCCUUUCUGGUGUCACGCACCAUGCCUUUACACAUAUCCGCCAGGGCGUGAUUGAGCUGAUUCUGUCCACGGACAUGGCGCGACAUGGGGAGAUCCUCGCCUCCUUCAGGGAAUACCUCAAGGACUUCGACUUCGGCAACCCGGAACACAUGAAAGUCCUGAAGAUGAUGCUCAUUAAGUGCUGCGACAUCUCUAACGAGGUUCGGCCCAUGGAGGUUUCUGAACCAUGGCUUGACUGCCUCCUGGAGGAGUACUUCAUGCAGAGUGACCGUGAGAAGCAGGAGGGCCUCCCGUUCGCUGCGUUCAUGGACCGCGACACGGUCACCAAGCCGUCGGCCCAGAUCGGCUUCCUGUCAUUUGUCCUCAUUCCCUUGUUCGAAGCUGUGAGCCAGCUCUUCCCACAGAUGGAAGAGACAAUGGUGCAUCCUCUGCGCGAGUCCCGUGAUCACUAUCAGGAGCUCAGCGUCCUCCAGGAGACCCUGAGCAAGAAGAAGUCAGCAGACAAGGUCCCCGAAGGGGAUGAUGCAAAGUGAGGGGCUCAUAAUGGCCACGUCCGAACAAUGAGCCCUCACCUCUGAUCUCAGGGUAUGGGGCUAAUUGUGUACGUUACCUCGUUUCCAUCACUAAUGUGAACCUGUCUGUGCUGGCCCAGACACAGCACCAGGGCCUGGGUCCAUGCCCCCAUGCUUCAUGAGCCACGAGGUUCCUUGGGCUUGCCCCCUCCCCUAUGUCCCAACCAACUCUUCCACCUCUGCACGGAGCAUGCAAGUUUAAUAUUGUCCCCCAGUGAUUUUAAGACUUUUCACCAUUUGGGGUUGUAAUUCCAUUAAAGAAUCGACAGCAUGACCAAUUCCAGCAUCAGUCUGGCUAUAAGCAUAGACAAAGGGUUGCUAAGAGAACCAGGGGACCAGGGUGCUGAAUUUCCAUGGGAUCAGUUUGGCCAGGUUGGGCUGCCAUGGGAACACAGGCUAGUGGGCCCAGCCCAGUGCAUGCACAGAGCCAUCACAGUUCCCACUGGCCGUGGAAAUGAGGCAUCCAUCGUGGGGUUUCUAAUGGCUGCGUUGAGGAACUAAUGCAGCACUGCCAUGGGCCUGAGUUCUUUAUUUGUGACUGGGUGUCUUUCCUACGAGACUCUUAAUAAUCACCGUAGGGCACUGAGCCAGAAAUAUCUGAGAGCCUUGGUUCAAGCUCCAAGUCACCCCUUAUCGGUAAAUGCAUAUGUGUGCACAUGGAUAGCCCCAUUUAUAUUUGGCCACAUAAGGCUGCACAGCAAUUUGAACUCUGUCCUGAUGUUUUUAUUAUAUUCAGCUGUGAUGACAAAAACUUUUUGUUAAGAGUUAGAGCAUGGUGGGUUCAACGAAAAUGAAAACGUGCACGGUCCUACUGUGCGCGUGGGCUACAACAGGGUGGUAAUUAUGAGCAGGUUUGUUUUAUUCUGAACAAGCUUAAUUAGAACCACUGUUUACAGGAAAGUACCACUCAGAAGUAGUGCAAGGCUGUGCUACACGAGGGGGAUUUGAGGGUAAUCAUUUGAAGGCUUCAUCAACACAUUUGUUCAGAGUAACUGGCAACUAGUAAGAGAAUGGCAAAGAGUGACAAUUUCCUUAAACCAAUAUAAAAUGGUGUGAAAAAUAUUCUCGAAGAUUCAUGGUGACAAUUACUCUAAAAUUACCCUCGUGUAUGUACACAUCCAUUAAACUCUCUUCCAAGUCAAAGCACUUUCAGUGGCUGUGUAAAAAGGCAUUGGUAACCAAUAAUUUAAAUUAAGUGAAUUUUCACCAAAUGGGAGCCUUUUAAUAUUUACAUUGUGGGGUAGUUUUUUUAAACUACCCAUGUACGUGCUUGUAAAUGUCCGUGACUUUGGAUCAUUGUGAAUAAUAGAUGUGAUGUAUACAUGUAAACACAUGCAUGCAUAUACAUAUGCACCUACAUUUAAACAUGUAGCGUACUUACAUCCACUGACGCGUGUACGCAUUGACAGACACGUCAAGAAAGAAGCAUUCAAAUAUCCUUUCAUACAUACACAUGCAUUAAAAGUUGUAUACACAGCGAAUCAAAAAAUAGGUGUUGGGGAGAGGUGGAAAUCUAGCUUCUGAUUUUGUCUACACUCAGCAGAAGUCGGGGACUGCACAAAACUCCCAACAACAUGGGACAGGCAAGAACCACUUUAUUCAAUAUUUUGCAAAUUACACCACGAACUCUCCUCACACUAACCCCCAAAUUAACCAACACGAGCGAACUAAUCCCAGCCUAUCACCACCCAGCUCCCACCAAGGCUACACGAACUCCCACUAAUCUACUAACUAGACGGACACCAGCUCGCCAGCAGCAUAUCAGCCUCCAGCCUCACCAACCUCACUCGUCCCAGCACCCCCCCCCCC
This is a messenger RNA of Lethenteron reissneri (Far Eastern brook lamprey), 6217 nucleotides long. RefSeq names its product phosphodiesterase 9A (gene PDE9A). Gene Ontology annotation, biological process: signal transduction. The record is from RefSeq and is a predicted model, not a curated record. Lineage: Eukaryota; Metazoa; Chordata; Hyperoartia; Petromyzontiformes; Petromyzontidae. Gene Ontology annotation, molecular function: 3',5'-cyclic-nucleotide phosphodiesterase activity.